Molecule: messenger RNA, 1551 nt
Organism: Phlebotomus papatasi
Lineage: Eukaryota; Metazoa; Arthropoda; Insecta; Diptera; Psychodidae
Gene: wash
Product: WASH complex subunit 1
Exons: 1
Coding region: 83-1360 (425 amino acids)
Biological process (GO): exocytosis; Arp2/3 complex-mediated actin nucleation; endocytic recycling
Cellular component (GO): recycling endosome; WASH complex; early endosome
Molecular function (GO): gamma-tubulin binding; actin binding; alpha-tubulin binding
Source: RefSeq, a predicted model, not a curated record
ACAAUUCAGUUUGUUGAUGUUAUUCAAGUGACAGUGUUGAUUUUUUUUGAGAUGCGAUAAAACUGUGUUUUCAAAGAAAAAUAUGCAUUUGUACAAUAUUCCUUUAAUUCAGCAAGAUCUGAGACAUGAGGAGGCAAUAAUUCAGACAGCCAAUGCCUUUGAAUAUCUCGAAAAUGUGAUAACAGAUAUAUUUGAUACAAUCAACAAACGGAUUGAUAAGAAUAAUGCCAGGGUAGAGGACAUCAAGCACAGGAUUACAGUGGCUAAUGCUAAAGUGGAGAGUCUCGUGGGUAUCAAGAAGGCAAUAACCAUCUACUCUCCAGCAAAAUAUCCAGCUGGUGACAAGAUUCAGGACAUUGAGGUUACCUUCCCAGAGCAAAAGGAGCCCCGUGUCCGGCUAAAUGAUGACUAUACCGUGGAGAGUAGCUUAGAUCCCGUUAGCCAGAAGCGUCUGCAGGAUAAACUGCAUUUUUAUCAUGUAAGGAAGUUUGUCGAUCGGUCUUCUGAGUCUAUUCCGGAAGGCUUAGGAGCUCCUCCGUAUAACAUGACAUCAAUUAAUUCAUUCCUCCUCUACAACACCACGGAAAAUCCCUAUGAGCACUACAAAAAAGUUGAUCCUUUGAGUGGGACCAUCAGGACGACUUCGUCAUCUACAGCUCUGGAGGAUGAGAGUCAGAAAAUGGAAGCAGCUCCUCUGUCAAUUUCCAACAGAAAUGCCCAGCCCAAGAAAGUUCCCGAUAGCUUCUUCUACACUCCACAAUUCGAUGAGGCACCUGCUCUGGAAGUUCCUGAUGAUUUGCCAGAUCUUCCGGGAAUCGCUGGAGAUAUAACUUUCUCAGAAGGACCAUCAAAAAUUCGAACUGUUGAAGACACAGUAAAAUCAACCCUCCUGCCAACUGAUGAUGAGAUUGACUUGAACAUUUCCAUCCGGAAGGUUGAAAAUGCUCCCAAGGAGACACCUAAAAUGCCUGAUGUACCAUCACCUCCUCCUCCGCCUCCACCACAACCCUUACCUGACCUUCCGAGCACCUCCACGCCGCUGCCCAAAGAGGCACCCGGAGGUAAAUUACCUCCAAUGACAGAUGCAAGGAGCAAUCUGAUGGAGGCUAUUCGUCAGGCUGGAGGCAAAACCAAGCUCAGAGCGGCUGAACAGAAGCCUGCUGGGAAGAGGGAAACUCCUGCCCCAGCAGCUGGUGAUUUAAUGGCUGAUCUUCACAAUAAGCUCUCCAUGAGGCGGAAGGGCAUUUCAGGAGCAAAGGAUGUUUCCGGAAUGAUGGAUAAGAUGUCAGCUCUUAUUCCUCCUCCUCCUAAACCAACUGGUCCACCCACAGACAUCAGUGAAGACGAUGACUGGGAAUAAGGAAACUUCCUGACCAUUUGCUCUGAGGACUUUGCAUAAAUCACAGAUAUCGUAAUUGAAGUAAUAUUUUUUUUUUAAAUUAUAAUUCUGUUCAGAAAAUCAGUGUGAAUUAACAAACUUCGAAUAUUUGAAAAGUAUUUGCAGAUUUGUACCAAAAUAGAGAAUAUAAUAAAAUUUCAAAUUUUUAAAAA